Aspergillus clavatus NRRL 1 is the source of this 651-nucleotide messenger RNA. Its product is annotated as DNA-directed RNA polymerase III subunit RPC25. The transcript is spliced from 6 exons. Gene Ontology annotation, cellular component: RNA polymerase III complex. NCBI's taxonomy places the organism in Eukaryota, Fungi, Ascomycota, Eurotiomycetes, Eurotiales, Aspergillaceae. Bases 1 to 651 code for a protein of 216 amino acids. The record is from RefSeq and is a predicted model, not a curated record. Gene Ontology annotation, biological process: transcription initiation at RNA polymerase III promoter; DNA-templated transcription.
AUGUUUAUUCUUGUCAGUUGCAAAUAUCCCUCAUGCUGUAAAUUGAUUCUUGCCAGGACAGGGGAACUGACGUCGAGGCAGACAACCGUCUCGGAUCUCAUUCAGAUCUCUCCUGAAGACUUCUCCAAGUACAGCGCUGUCGCCAUAGAGGACAACAUCAACGAGAAGUAUGCAAAUAAAGUCAUUCAAAAGAUUGGUCUCUGCAUUGGGUUCUAUGAUCUGUUAGAAUCAUCAGACGGAUUAAUCGGUCAUGGUACCGGCUUAGUUAAUGUCAACGUGAAGUUUCGACUCAUUGUCUUCCGACCUUUCAAGGGUGAGAUCAUGCUUGGAAAGAUUUCCAGCGCCACCCAGCAAGGGAUUAAGAUCGGGGUUGAAUUCUUCAAUGAUAUCCUUGUCCCGCCAGAUCUUCUGCUAGAUGGUGCUCGUUUUGAUAUUGCCGACCAAGUUUGGGUCUGGGAAAACGAAGACGGCUCGACAUUCUAUUUUGACAUUGGCGAGGUUGUCCGAUUUAGAGUUGAGAUGGAGGAAUGGCAUGAUCAGAUCCCUAAUGCCCCAGAUCUCGGUGACGGCGCGGCAAUUGAACGGAAGCCCCCUUACUCCAUCAUUGGAUCUAUGCAAAUGGCUGGUUUGGGACCUGUAUCCUGGUGGUGA